This is a messenger RNA of Dermacentor andersoni, 1004 nucleotides long. RefSeq names its product poly(A) binding protein nuclear 1 (gene Pabp2). Lineage: Eukaryota; Metazoa; Arthropoda; Arachnida; Ixodida; Ixodidae. Gene Ontology annotation, molecular function: poly(A) binding. Gene Ontology annotation, cellular component: nucleus. The record is from RefSeq and is a predicted model, not a curated record.
CUUUUCCGCCAUCAACAAGACAAAGGUUGCUUACGCGGUUUGUGUUGUAUUUGGAGUGUUUUCGUGGACGCGUCUAGGAAAAAAAAAAUCGCGUUUCAUGUGAGCCCCGCCGGUAGUGAACGCGUCCCGCCUGUGCGACACCAGCGAACGAAGAAGCAUCCGCCUGCAUAUCCGCAGUCGCGUGAACCGGCGGCGUUCUUUUUUUUUUGAGCCGGAAGAAAAACCCAGCGACAUUCGCGCAAGCAUGGCGGACAAUCCCGUCGAGAACGGCGACGCCGAGGCGCAAGAGAACGGCGAUCACCAGCACGAUUCCACCGGCGGCGAGCUGCUCGACGAAAGUUUGGGCGACGAGCACAGCCUGGACGACCCCGAGCUCGAGGCGAUCAAGGCCCGCGUGCGCGAAAUGGAGGAAGAGGCCGAGAAACUGAAGCAAAUGCAAAGCGAGGUCGAGAAACAGAUGAGCAUCAGCCCGCCCGGCGGCUCGCUAGGCCUAACGCUCGAAGAGAAGAUCGAGGUUGACGCGCGCUCCAUCUACGUCGGCAACGUCGACUACGGCGCGACGGCCGAGGAACUGGAGCAGCACUUCCACGGCUGCGGCUCCAUCAACCGGGUGACCAUCCUGUGCGACAAGUUCUCGGGACACCCGAAGGGAUUCGCCUACAUCGAGUUCACGGACAAGGACUCGAUACAGACGGCCAUGGCCCUCGACGAAUCGCUGUUCCGCGGCCGCCAGAUCAAGGUGAUGACCAAGCGCACCAACCGACCGGGAAUCAGCUCGACGAACAGGCCGCCGCGCGGUCGUUUCCGGAGGCCUGGACGCGGCAUGUACUACGGAGGCGGCGGCGGCGGCGGUGGUUACCGCUUCCCCCGGCGCGCCUACCGACCGCGCAGGGCGUCGUGGUUCUAUCCGUACUAGAAAAAGAAAAGGGGCCGCGCUUUUUGCAUGUUCCGAUCCCGUUUCUUUCUAUUCUGCUUUGUUUCCCUCUUGCCCUUUCCCCUUCGCC